GCAGGGCAUCCCAGUAUCCUCUGGGUUCUCCUUCUCUGUUGCCACCUUCCUUGCCCCAAGCAUGAAGAGUUACCUUGGUUUUCAACCUUGGGUUACAACCCCUUUGGGAGUGGAACACUUUCAUAUGGGGUCACUUAAGACCUUUGGGAACACAGAUAAUUGUGAUUCAUAACAGUUGCAAAAUUAUAGUUACAAAGUAGCAAGGAAAAUAAUGUUAUGGUUGGGGGUGAGCACAACAUGAGGAACUGUAUUAAAGAGUCACAGCGUUAGGAAGGUUGAGAAGCACUGAAUUAGCUGUUCUGCUAGGGUGCAGGCCUGCCAUGCUUACUGCCAUGCCUUGCCCCUGCCCUGAACUUGAGUGAGGUCCUCAUUUCCCCAAGGCAUAGAGACCUGUGCUUAGGCAUCUGGGAGAAGUCUGGACUUAGGGAACUGGCUCAGGGAUAGUCCUCUGAUUGACCCCAUGAGAGCCAGCUGUCUUUUAACUCGUCACCACAUUCCUGGGCUUGGAACAUUCAGUCUUAUUGAGUACAUAUGUACAAUAGAGUAGCUGUGAACUUGAGGGACAGUGACCUUUUCUUAGACUCUCUGGAGGGCACAGGUCAGGAGAUGACAGCCAGGGAAACAUUCUAAACCAGAACUGCAGAGAGCUGAGGGCCUUAGGAAAGAUGGGUGCAUGUAGGUGCCGGCUAGUAUGGGAAGAGGCAGCAUCCGGAGUCCUGGAAGCAGCUCCAAGAGUCACUCCUGAGAAAGUGCCCAGUGCAGUACUACGGAUGGAGGCAACCACAGGGCAGUUCAUGAGGGAUGGGCAGUAGCCAGGCUUGUAGGGGAUACUGAGGCUACCUCAGGAGCCCUCCCUUCUGAGGCCACCACGUCUGGCCAGGAGUCAGCUUUUUCUAGAUUACUUCUCAGGAAACGCUUGCUAAACGAGAAAAGAAACAAGAAGUCCAUUAGGGAUACGUGGAGGCCACAGGGCGGGCAUGACUGGGUCACAGGUCAUUGAUUGUGCUUAGAGGUGAGAGGCAUAUACCUGGCUCUGUCCACCUCCAGGCCUGGGGUGGGCAUAGUGGGCAGGAGUUUGAGGGCAUCCCUCCUCUCCUGGGGUCCAUCUGGACUUGAGCUGCCUGUACCUCAGUUUCUUCAUUAGUCACAGGACAGCUGUUUCCCUCAGAUCAUGGUGCCAUUGUUUGCUUUUGCACUUCUUAUCCUGGAACCACCUCAAACUCCAAACACAAACUUCCCGUUCUGAAUUGCUACUGCUUUGCCUUCUGGUCCAGACCAGAGGAGGAUGUGACUAUCCUGUGCAGCCCGAAUUCCAGCCUCGUUGAGCCAGGCACACCAAGAGCUUUCCACCAAAGAAGCCCCUCCAAGCACUGACCAUGUCUAUUAUGGACCACAGCCCCACGACCGGGGUGGUCACGGUCAUUGUCAUCCUCAUCGCCAUAGCUGCCCUGGGAGCCUUAAUCCUGGGCUGCUGGUGCUACCUGCGGCUGCAGCGCAUCAGCCAGUCAGAGGAUGAGGAGAGCAUCGUGGGUGAUGGCGAGACAAAGGAGCCCUUUCUACUGGUGCAGUACUCUGCCAAGGGGCCAUGUGUGGAAAGAAAGGCCAAGUUGAUGACCGCCAACAGCCCAGAAGUGCAUGGCUGAGCUGGGCUGCGAAGGCCAUGGUUCUGUUUGCAGCCGUCCCAGAAGCACAGAGAGGGCAGAAGCAGACAUGUUGCUAUGUGAGAGGGGUUGACACUUGCUGGCAUGGUCGCCUCAGGCUUUGUCAUCGCAUGCACUGACUCCAGGUCCCAGCUCUUCUGGCCUUCCCCCUCAGCCUCCUGGUGGACUGUCCAUUGCAGGCAGUGGGCAGGCCUGACCUUGCUGGGGCUCAUGGCCCCUUAGCGCUUUCGUUACUUGAAUGUUUUAGCUGAGCCUGUUUUUGAUGGAGCUACUACUGUAAUGCGUGAACUAACCAACCUGUGAACUGUAAAUAGGCCCAGAAGCACAUGCUUAAGCCUUUUUGCCGAUUUUUAAAAAUACCAGAUGGACUGGCAUGAUAAUGAUUCUACUCAUGUGCACUGAGGUAUGACCAUGGAGGGUCUUCGACUGGUCUUGCCCCAGGUGCCCUCGGCAGGGUGCACUGAGGUCUUAGCUAUGCGUACGGAAAGGAGGUGAAAGGUUAAGAAGCUGGGAUGCUGGGGUAAUUUCAACUUGCUUAGUAAUGGAGAAAACCACACCCCUCCCCUUCUUUAGCUUCAGCUUUGUUAAAUAACUGUGUAGACGGCAGAGCUACUGCAAGGAAGCUGUUGCACUUGCUUGGAAGCCUGUGAAGGACGAGACCUCUUGAGUCCCGAGGGUUGCCAGGCAGCUUAGCAGAGCAGUCUCUUGCCCUUUGGUUUUGAGCAUGCCCAAUACUCCCCUUCAGCACAGGCUUUGCAGAAACUGCUCUGGUCCUCUGGAAACACCAGAGCCUGUGGUGGCUACUUGAAGUCUGAAACCCAGAAGGCGAGGUUUUGUUUUUGUAUUUAAUAUUUUCUGCACUGGAAUGGGGGUUGGGGAUAGGGGUGGCUUUCUCCCUCACCUUUUCACAAGUGAGCUUCCUUUCUUCUCCAGUGGGUAUUGGGUUUCACUUUGAUCCUUAGGGCUUUGUAGACAGAGCUCCCUGACCCAGCUCCCAAGACACUAUGUGCCAUAGAAGGUAAUUUCUAGUAUGCACAUAGCAUUUACAGCAGUCACCAGGAGUUCAAGUUGAGGGCCUGGUUCUCACAGGUAAGGGAGCCAGCAGCAUGUCUCCAGGUUAUUUCUUAUGUCUAUAAGCUUGCUCAGAUGUUAGUCCCACCACCAUAAUAAGCAUUCUAAACCAUUAUGAUUAAACCUGACUGCUGGCACCCUUGGUGAUGAAUAGGUGGCCAGCUAGCCCUGGCAGCAGAGAGCUUCAGGUUAGUCUGGAGACAGCUUUAAAAAGCAUGUGGAACUAAUCCAUUUUCUAGAACCCAAGGGAGGAGCUGUAGGGAACACUUAUAAGCAGUUUAUACCAAUAUGGGGUCGGGGGAAGCAGAUGUUAAGAAACAGUCUGAGGUUACACAGGAAGGUAGUCAAGGAUGGACUGGCCAUAGGCAGAGGCUGCUAAGGCUGGCCUGGAUGUGUGUUAGACCUGGGAGCAGUGACUCACUCUGUAGGUAUAGGAGGGGAACAGAAAUAUCAAAGGAUCUGCCUGGAGUUGUCUGAGGCGGAGGGGUCUGACCCAUUCCCACCCCACAUCUACCUUUCUACCUCUACUGCUUGCAGCCAGCAGCCUAAACACUGCUGAUCCUUUUCUCCACCAUCCACGGAUCCAAGGCCAGCUCGGAUCUAUACCGAAGUGUGAGCCUGUUCAUCGCUGUACUGUUAGAUGCAGGCUGCAGCUUGUACUAUGCCGAUGACGUUUGUUUUUCAAACAGACAUCAUCACAUUCUUAUCAGUUACACUUUAGGGGAGCUUCCCAUCACCCCCUGUUGCCAGGGGGUAUCUUUUAAGUUUGAGUCAGUCCAUUCAGAGGGGGAUGAGUAAGUUCAGGUACUGUGGAGCACUGGUGGGGCCACAGGGAGGAGAAUGAACACCUAUAGAACUAGUGAACAACCAUGCAAGUCUUCCCUGUCCUUGGUAUCACUGGCUACCUUUUUAAGUGUGCACCAGAGCCAUCCACUCCAGUGGUUAAUAAGUUAUGACUUCUCUUCAGAUUCUUACCCAAUAGUGUACUUAUUGUGGUCAGGUCUUCUGAUGAUAAGAAGCUAGCCUUCAUCCUGGGGAGCAUGCAGGAAUUCCAAGGCUAAGCAGAAGCAAGGACUGACUUUCCUAGAUCUACAUUCAAAUGGACUGCUACUGUUGUGUCUCAAAGCUACCAGUUUGUGCAAUAAGUGGAAGGGAUGCCACUCCUGAUCAAUAAUUGCUGAAUGACAUUCAAGUUCAUUUUGUAGACCACUGAGAAAAUCUUUAUUUACAAUAAAUUUCAAUAAAAUUUGCAUAACUAUAUUCCCAA
Grammomys surdaster is the source of this 3999-nucleotide messenger RNA. RefSeq names its product stannin (gene Snn). Bases 1377 to 1643 code for a protein of 88 amino acids. Gene Ontology annotation, cellular component: mitochondrial outer membrane. The record is from RefSeq and is a predicted model, not a curated record. The transcript is spliced from 2 exons. Lineage: Eukaryota; Metazoa; Chordata; Mammalia; Rodentia; Muridae.